AUGGAGACCAUAAACGAGAUAAUUCCAUUCGCUAAAGAGAUCCUGAGCCAGAGGCCCAGUCGGGGCAUGAUGAAGGUGUACUUGCUGGGUUCUACCCUGGCAUUGUUUGGAGUGGUCGGUGGACUGGUGGAAACGGUAUGCAUGCCAUUUUGUGAACAGGAACCAUUAGACGAGGAAAUGAUCAAGCUGAUCACAGAGGAGAAGAAGAGGCAAAUGCUGGAGCCAGAGAUAACCACUGACGAGCCUGAUGUUGUGGAUGAGCUGCAAACGGAGAUUGACGCUAAGAAGCCACUGGAAGGUCGUCAGAGGAGGGCAUCUAUCAGGUCACAUGCCUGUUGA
Coregonus sp. 'balchen' is the source of this 339-nucleotide messenger RNA. NCBI's taxonomy places the organism in Eukaryota, Metazoa, Chordata, Actinopteri, Salmoniformes, Salmonidae. The record is from the annotation of a GenBank genome assembly.